AUCCGAGCCAACCUCAACCUCCAUUGCCCAGAAACAGAAGCAACAGAUUCAAGAAGCCAUCCAUCGCACCACAUGUCUAAUACUUUGAGGCCCUACUUGGCCUGCGUCAGAGCUACUCUGACGGCGGCGCUGACGUUAGAGGACUUUGCCUCGCAAGUCGUAGAGAGACAUAAUCGACCAGAGAUUGAAGCUGGGAAAACCCCCGAAGUCCUCUUGACGCCUCUCUACAUCUCUCGUACUCCCUCCGAAUACGUCUUGAUCGAACCAUCAAUCAACUCGGUCAGACUCAGCAUCAAAAUCAAACAAGCUGAUGACAUCGAACAAAUCCUGGCUAGAGGAGUGACGAGGUUCCUGAGUCUCCGGGCAGAAAACUUUAUCAUCUUGAGAAGGAAACCGAUCAAAUCGUUUGAUAUAAGUUUCCUGAUCACGUCGCGUAACAUCGAAUCGAUGAUCCGAUUGAAAGUGGUUGACUUCAUUAUCCAAUUCAUGGAAGAUGUCGAUCGAGAAAUCAGUGAGAUGAAGUUGAGCUUAAACGCCCGUGCCAGAAUCGUGGCUGAAUCUUACUUAACUCAGUUUGUGUAAAAUAGAACCCUCAUCGUUUUUUUAUCAUUAUUGGGUUUGAUGACGACAGCGGUAUCUGGCCUCAAAUAAGGUGAUACAGUCGGUUUUCUGUCGAGAUUUGCCAAAAACACCCUGCUACAAUGUAACAUGUCAAACCUCAUAAGUUCUCUCUUUCAACAGCUGCCAUGGACAAUUACAAGAUCGGAUCAGUAGAA
Messenger RNA from Puccinia graminis f. sp. tritici CRL 75-36-700-3, 776 nucleotides. Its product is annotated as actin-like protein 2/3 complex subunit 4. Lineage: Eukaryota; Fungi; Basidiomycota; Pucciniomycetes; Pucciniales; Pucciniaceae. Gene Ontology annotation, biological process: actin filament polymerization; Arp2/3 complex-mediated actin nucleation. Gene Ontology annotation, cellular component: Arp2/3 protein complex; actin cytoskeleton. The transcript is spliced from 7 exons. The coding region runs from base 73 to 582 and encodes 169 amino acids. Gene Ontology annotation, molecular function: actin filament binding. The record is from RefSeq and is a predicted model, not a curated record.